UACCAAAGCCUCCGGUAAUGACGUAUCCAUCUCCACGGAGACUGCGCAUAACCGCGCGUGCGCGGUUACAUCCCACUAUAAAAGCGCAGGCCGGCGGUUGGCGUGUUCUCUUUCAAUCGGACCAGAGACAAGAUGUCUCACCGUAAGUUUUCAGCUCCCCGUCACGGGUCUCUGGGCUUCCUUCCUCGCAAGAGGAGCCGCAGACACCGCGGUAAGGUAAAGAGCUUCCCCAAGGAUGACUCCAGCAAACCCGUCCACCUCACCGCCUUCCUGGGCUACAAAGCCGGCAUGACGCACAUCGUCCGUGAGGUCGACAGACCCGGCUCUAAGGUGAACAAAAAGGAGGUUGUCGAGGCAGUCACCGUUGUCGAGACUCCUCCCAUGAUCGUCGUAGGAAUCGUGGGAUACGUCAAGACUCCUCGUGGUCUGCGUUCCUUCAAGACCAUUUUUGCCGAGCACAUCAGUGACGAGUGCAGACGCCGCUUCUACAAAAACUGGUACAAGUCCAAGAAGAAGGCUUUCACUAAGUACAGCAAGAAGUGGCAGGAUGAGGAGGGCAAGAAACAGCUGGAGAAGGACUUUGCCUCUAUGAAGAAAUAUUGCAAGGUCAUUCGUAUCAUCGCCCACACACAGAUGCGCCUGCUGCCCCUGAGGCAGAAGAAGGCCCACUUGAUGGAGGUCCAGCUGAACGGCGGAACAAUCUCAGAGAAGGUUGACUGGGCCCGGGAGAAACUGGAGCAGGCCGUCCCCAUCAACAACGUGUUUGCCCAGGACGAGAUGAUCGAUGUCAUCGGAGUCACCAAGGGUCACGGCUACAAGGGUGUGACAAGCCGUUGGCACACGAAGAAGCUGCCCCGUAAGACCCAUCGUGGUCUGCGCAAGGUGGCGUGUAUCGGAGCCUGGCAUCCUGCCCGCGUGGCCUUCAGCGUGGCGCGUGCCGGUCAGAAGGGCUACCAUCACCGCACAGAGAUCAACAAGAAGAUCUACAAGAUUGGACAGGGCUACCACACCAAGGAUGGCAAAUUGAUCAAGAACAAUGCCUCCACUGAUUACGAUCUGUCCAACAAGAGCAUCAACCCACUGGGUGGAUUUGUCCACUACGGUGAGGUGACCAACGACUUCCUGAUGCUGAAGGGAUGUGUAGUUGGAACCAAGAAGAGGGUGCUGACCCUGCGCAAGUCUCUGCUGGUGCAGACGAGCCGUCGCGCUAUGGAGAAGAUCGACCUCAAAUUCAUCGACACCACCUCCAAAUUCGGUCACGGACGUUUCCAGACUGUGGACGAGAAGAAGGCCUUCAUGGGUCCUCUCAAGAAAGACCGCAUUGCCAAGGAGGAGUCUGCCUGAGCACCACGCUGCACUGCUCUGUGUGUGGAUUCAUGAAUUGUCAUGUAGCACUGCAGAGAUGUUUAAUAAAAAAAAAAAAAUGGACAAAAACCUUUUGCAUGUCUUCACUAUUCCAUACAUUGCUUUUCAGAUGAGCUUUUGAGCUGUUUGAGAAUAAAAACAGCAAAGUCAA
Molecule: messenger RNA, 1516 nt
Organism: Pangasianodon hypophthalmus (striped catfish)
Lineage: Eukaryota; Metazoa; Chordata; Actinopteri; Siluriformes; Pangasiidae
Gene: rpl3
Product: ribosomal protein L3
Exons: 9
Coding region: 133-1344 (403 amino acids)
Biological process (GO): translation; ribosomal large subunit assembly
Cellular component (GO): ribosome; cytosolic large ribosomal subunit
Molecular function (GO): structural constituent of ribosome; RNA binding
Source: RefSeq, a predicted model, not a curated record